Molecule: messenger RNA, 717 nt
Organism: Aspergillus calidoustus
Lineage: Eukaryota; Fungi; Ascomycota; Eurotiomycetes; Eurotiales; Aspergillaceae
Source: the annotation of a GenBank genome assembly
AUGUCUUCCGAAAAGUCACUUGCUUUGAGCAAUGACACCUUUUUCUCGCCUUCCCAGCGCAAGAAUGAGGAAAAGCAGCCGAAUCGCGCAUCGGAAAGCCGACGCAAGCGACGAGCGAACCUCUAUGAUGCUGUAGCUGGCCGGAUAAACUCACACGGGUUUAUUCCCGACAAACCGUACUUUUCGCAAUACCGUGACACGGCAUCUUCCAGCAACCGUCCCCUCCCACCAGAAGAGGUUUUGUUCCGCCGAAAGGGCAUGCCCGUGCGCUAUGAGGAGACCGAUCGGUACUUUGCUCAUGAGUCCUUACCACCCGACCGUCCGCUUCCUAGCUCUGAUCUCCUAGAAUCAGUCCACGCCUAUACUUCAGAUUUCUACGAUAAGGCAACAAGGGGCAGCGGGAGAGCAGAUUAUUUCAGCAUGAACGGAAAGUCAUUGAUGUUUAUGGGUAUAUUACUGGAAGAGUUGGCAAAGGAGUCUCUAGGCGAAACUGGUGACUUGGUGCUCGUUGAAGGGGAGGAUAUGACAGAUGACGAAACUUCCUCCACGGUCGGCAGGAGGAGACGCAAACGGUCUAAUAGUGCAAUGAGCAUUUAUGCGAGCUCAGGCGAAGAUCUGGAGAGUGUGCUAAGGUGGAACAAGCGGUCGAAGAAACGCAGGCUGACCCGACGGGCAUCCACUACCGAUGUGGACACGGAAGCCGAAGCCAGGCGCUGA